Molecule: messenger RNA, 7058 nt
Organism: Aedes aegypti (yellow fever mosquito)
Lineage: Eukaryota; Metazoa; Arthropoda; Insecta; Diptera; Culicidae
Product: protein apterous
Exons: 8
Coding region: 1398-2822 (474 amino acids)
Biological process (GO): regulation of transcription by RNA polymerase II; neuron differentiation
Cellular component (GO): nucleus
Molecular function (GO): DNA-binding transcription factor activity, RNA polymerase II-specific; RNA polymerase II transcription regulatory region sequence-specific DNA binding
Source: RefSeq, a predicted model, not a curated record
GCCAUAGUAAACGCGUCGAGCGACGCGUCCGCGUGUGCGAGCCCGCAAAGCAGAAUAUCAACAACAGGAAAUCCUUUGAUCGCAUCGCGUUCGCGGACGCAGACGCGUUACUAUGGCCUCACCGUAAGAGUUUUCGCUCCAGAGGAUGCUGCUUACGGCGAGGAGCAUCUAGGAAAUUUUCCGAAAGAUUUUCUUGGGGGAAAACUCUGCAAAGGAUUUUCUCUGCCUAUUACAGCGUUGAAUGUGCGUGUGUGUUUGUUUUGUGAAAAUUGCGUUCGCGAGUUCGCUCAAUCGGUUUAUUACUGCGAUGCAUAAUCGAUAGUUUUCGAGGGUUCUAGUGAGUCCUCAAGUGCAGUUUUUCAAAGAAUUGACAAACCUUUCGACCUUUUCCUGAGACAGGGCGUAAGAGUGAAAGUGAUCGCUGUAGACUGUGGCGGAAUGCAUCGGCAUAGCAGCUACGAAGAAAUCUGCAGACCGGAGAAACAGUGACAAGACGAAAAAUCGAUAAGUGACCGGUUUCUACGGGAAAGAACGUCGCAUCUUUGGACAAAUGACAGGCCUGCCAAGGUAGUUCUUGAAAAUUGCCCGUUAUCUGGAAUCGGUUUCGAGUGUCACCGGGACUAAAUCGAUCACCACGAGAGCGUGGAACGAAACCGGCUGCUGCUGGCUCUUGCUACAUCGGGUGUGCAUUUCUCUUCUUUUCGGUGUGCUUUAAUUUCUUUCCUUAAAACAAUCGAGAUAAGCAAUCUCCCUCCGGAGACGAGUACGGCGACGGGGCCUUCCUAGGGUUAUAUCUUGGGACAGGCAAUUCGACAAGGUGGGAUCGGAAAGUGAUACGCUACUUCUGCUGCUGCGAUCUACUGUACCGUGGAGGAGUUAUCGAUACAACUUCAUCUCAUCGUUCGGCUCGCUAGCGACGUUCUCCAGCCCUAGAUCCAUCCAUCAAACCUUCGACGGUUAUGGACAAGACCGAGUUUGUGCAUUGACAGUUUCAGUGAACCAUAGUUUUAUGUGGUGGGCAAAUAGAGAUCACUUUGGUGGAGAACCCUGUGCGAUGUUAUCUGCUUCGAAACUGUAGUGCAGUGCGACGGGUUUCAUUCAUAGAAAUCACGUUGAUCCGCUGUUGGCCAGAAGAGACCAGUGAAAGUAUCCACUGGCACAGAAUUUCAUACCAAGUGCGAAAAUAGAAGUCCAAGUGCUUUGUGACCAACGGUCAAAUUCAGUGUGUAAGGAAGUGAUAUUGGCGUUUUGGUUUCGCCCCGUUACAGUUUUGUGAUCGCAAGUGCAGUGUAAAAAAAGAAACGGUGACGUUGCAUUCGACGGAACACGGGGUACCCGGUGCGAGGACCCCGCUGGGAGUAGUACCGGUCAACAUCAACCUGCCACCGACGACUCACAUGGGAGUUUGCACAGAGGAGCGCCCUGUAAUGCAUUGGCACCAGAGCGCUAGGUUUCUUGGUCCACCCCGGGAGCGCAGUCCAGAUCACCUGACCAACGCCUGCCAGAUCAACGCCAACAACAACAACGUCAACCACCGGACGUGUAUAUCAUGUACGGACACCUGCGAGCACAACCUCAAGCCAGGUCACGUCAUUGGCGGCGGCGGCGGAGGACACCUCGGCCCAGGGCACCUUUACCCGGACAGUUGCCACAGCUAUGACUCCGCCCCGGAUCGGCUGAUUGCCGAUCGACCCAACUACUAUACCGAUCUCAACCGAAGCGACUGCUCCGACGCAGGCAGUGGGGUGCUGAACAGUUGCAUACAGCUCAAGUCGGAACCGCCCGGUGGACCCAGCAGUCCCGAAUCUUCCACUGAGUUACCACCCUCCGGACUGGACGAGUGUGCGGGCUGUGAUAUGCCGAUACAGGAUCGGUUUUACCUGUCAGCUGUUGAGCGCAAGUGGCACGCUACCUGUCUACAAUGUUGCAUCUGCCGGCAAACGCUGGAAGGUGCCAACUCCUGCUUCUCCCGUGAUGGCAAUAUCUACUGCAAAACAGAUUACUACAGAGUAUUCGGCUCGAGACGAUGUUCGAAAUGUCUGGCUUCAAUUAGUUCCUCCGAGUUAGUUAUGCGAGCUCGACACCUAGUUUUCCACAUACGGUGCUUCUCCUGCGCGAUCUGCAAUACCCUGCUGAACAAGGGCGACCACUUCACGAUACGGGACUCGGCGGUGCUCUGUCGGUCCCAUAUCGACAUCCCCCCGCUGGAUCCGGGUGCACCGAUACCCCUGGCCAUGCAGUGCCAGUACCCGAGCCAGUACGGAACCUCCCCCAGUGCACCGCUCAGCCCGAGCGACUCGACCGGAAGUAGUAAAAUGCCUCCGGCUGGGUACUUUUCGCCCCAUCACACCGUUACCGCCCUGCCGCAGCAACCCCGCCAAAAGGGACGACCCCGGAAGCGGAAACCGAAAGACAUCGAAGCAAUGACCGCCAGCUUAGUUUUCAAGGGAUCAUAUUUGAACACCGAGUACCUAGAUUUGGGCUUCAGCCGAGGCCUUGGGUCGUCGUCCCGGGCCAAGCGGAUGCGGACGUCCUUCAAGCACCACCAGCUGCGGACGAUGAAGUCCUACUUCGCGAUCAACCACAACCCGGACGCCAAGGAUCUGAAGCAGCUGUCGCAGAAGACGGGCCUGCCGAAGCGGGUGCUACAGGUCUGGUUCCAGAACGCACGCGCAAAAUGGCGCCGGAUGAUGAUGAAGCAGGAGGGUAAAAUCAUCGACUCGGACAAGGGCGAGGGCUCGCUGGAUCUCGACGGGUACGUGUCCCACAGCCCCGGGUCGUACAUCAUGGGAGGCCCCGGCAGCCCCUCGUCGCUGGACUAGUGCCUAAGGGUGGCGGUUCGGCGGAUGCUGCAGGAACGCUACGGACACAAUCGAAACCACCAUCACAACCACCACCAAAACAAUGAUCAGCGCUUUCGACCUCCGCCUGGUCCCCGGCAGGGCGAUUUCAAUGGAGAGCAGUUGCAUCAGGAGCAAUCGGAGAAACCUUGUCAUCACCAUCAUCAGGUUGGUCGUCCUCAAGAAGACGGGGAUUUCGGGGGGUCCACCAAUGGGCAGCCGGGUGGGAGCUGACUGGAGGAAGCAUUAGCAUAAACAAAUUUGAAUCGAAAGGUUUACUUUGUGGAAUCCGCGAAAAACGGGGAGGGAAUUUAAUUGAGCGCAAAAUAUGCUUCGGCCGACCGAAAAAAACGGGAAAGGCGAGCACUCAUGAAGACCAACGAGUCGAAGACAAUGAUGUUAUUAUAUUCAAAUUCAUGUUGUGCUAGUGCUUAGCCAGGGGGCGCCUAACGAGACAAGGGCUUUAUAGAUAGGUCGUAGAAGUCAUGCCGAAACACAGAAAAAAAGAACCAUUCGAGGGUGCAAAAUCUCAUUCGGGUUUUCCCUCGUCACUCACCGCUCCCAAAGGGAGCAACGUUGAAACUUGCAUGUGUAAAAAGUUGUAAAAAGACACGAGUUGCUGCUGUGGAACUGUCUCGGAACUGACUGACUGACUGUGGCUGCUGAUAUGGAGAACGGGAGUGGAGAGAACCAGUAGAAAAAGCGGGCAACUAAUAAUAAUGUAUGUACAUAUGAUUACGGGACGCAGAAUGGCACAUAUCUACUGGUGAUUUGGUUAUGUUAAGUUCGAGCGAUUUAUUUCGAAAUUAUUGCCACUGGCCCCCAGUGUGCCACUGAAUUGCAGAUAAUCUUUAGGAAACAAAGAACAAUUUUCUGGGGAAAUGUCGCAAUCUGAUGCCUAAGAAAUUAUUUCAGGAGUUUCGCCGAAGUUUUACCAGAAGUUCAUUACGGAAUGCAACAAAUUAUCUUGAAGAUCUUGAGAUUUCAGAACCAGAUAUUUUAGUGAGGAUGUUGAGAUUAUAAUGUAAAACCUGAGAUUUCUGUGCGGAUCUCUGAAUUCCAGUGUGAGUCUUGCUAUUUCAGUGUGUAUCCUGGGAUCGAAAAAUGCAUCCUUGGUUUCCAAGGUGAAUUCAGUAUGGAUCCAAGAAUUCUGUUGUGAAUUUUCGGAUUCCAGUGUUGAUCCUGGGAAUCCAGUACGGGCCCUGGAAUUCCGGUGUGGAUCCAAGGAUUUCAGUAUGGAUGUUAGGAUAUCAGUGGAAAUGUUGAGUUUCCUUGGAUUCCAGUGUGGAUUCUGCGAUUACAGAAUAGAUGCUUGAUUUCUAGUGUGGAUCCUGGGAUCCCAAUGUAAAUUCUGGGAUUCCAGUGAGGAUUCUGGUAUACCAGUUUGGUUGCUGGUAUUUCAGUCAGGAUUCUGGUAUUCCAGUGGAAAUUGUCGAAUGAGAAUACCGAAAUGCCUGUGAGAAUCCUGGGUUUUUAGUGGCAAUAAUGUGGGAAUCCUUUUUGAGUUACGUUGAAAUACUGUGCAAAUAUUAUAGACAUACAGCGAAAAUAAUGAGCAAAUCGUUUGAAAUAUGUGAACCUUACUGGAAAUCUGGAGUUUUUGUUAAUGUCCUGUGGAAAUCAUCAGGAAACUCUGAGAAUCUGAAUGUUCUGAUGUUGGUUCGGAGGGAAUUUUGUAAGAGUUAUUUGGCCAACAAUUAGAAUUGCUGGGAGGAUCCUGGAGAAUUACUCUGGAAUCAUGUAAGAAUCCCAUAAGAAUCACAUGGGGUAAAGGGUAAAACUGUCUAUCGUCUUCUUGUUCACCCUUAAUAAAGGUCUAACACAAAAUACCGUAAAAGCUGGACAUCUAAAAACCUUUUCGUUUUGAUUUCCCUAGACUGCAAAAGCCAAAAAAUCACAGUUAAAAUCUUUUCAAUCGAGUUUCCUUGAUCAAUUUAUCUAGAAAUAUAUUCAAGAAUUACUCUAGGGAUUCCUUUCAAUAUUCCUUAAGACAUUCUUCAAAAGAUUAUUACAGACAUUUCACAGAUAAUUAAAGACUUCUUGUUUUUCCAGGGAUUAUUCAAGAAGUGAUCACUGAAUGAAAUGUUGGAGAAACUUCUGGAGAAAAUUUCAUGGUAAAUCUCAUGAGGAACCCGUAAUCGAACUUAAUGAAAUGUUCAUUAAAGGAUUAGUAAAAGGGCUUAUUCCUGGAAAAAUCCCUUAAAAACGUGAAUGAAUACCUAUAAAACUGGAUGAAAGAAUUAAUGGUAAAAGUUAGUUGGGAAAUUCUCAAGGAAAUACUGUAAGAUAUCUUGGAAUGAUUCCUAAGCGAAUCCCUUUGAAUUUGUUUCUUUUCUCUAAUCACGUAAACCUGUAUUUUAAUUCAAAUUAAGUACAAACCAUCGAAUAUUAACAUGGAAAAAUUCGUGUAGAAAUCGUUGGAAGAAAAUGUUGAGUUAUUAUUGGAGAAAUUAGUAGAAUAAUUCCUGGAAAAACCUCUGAAAUGCUGUAAAAAUUUCCGCGGUGAUCUCGCUGAUAAUUACUGGAUUUACAAGCACAAAAAAUUCUAGAUGAUUCCCUAAUCUAAAACCAUUAAAUAAUUUCUGUAGGCAUUUCUCAACAACUUCUUCAGGAUUUUGUUUGAGAGAGUGUACCAAGAAUCAAAAUAAAAUUUUACAAUGAACAUUCACAUAUCAGCAACAGCGGCGUUUAUGUUUGUGCUAAUGAAAGUCCAACAAGAAUGAUGUCGACCAAUACUUCUACUGUAUAGAAGACGGAAUAUCAACUCAAUUUGAUCAGCAUCCUCAUCUUGUGCCGUUCAAUAUUUCAAGACUCGCUGUUUGCUUUGUUCUCUCCAUUGGGACCGACAUACUCCCCCUCAUCCCAUCACAUUCUAGUAGUGAUUCAUUCGGCCAUCUAUUCAUCUGAAAGAUUCAUCCAUCCGUGACGGCCCACUCGUUUGACGGCGUUGAAAACCUCUUCCGAGAUCUUGAAAGAUUUUUCAACGGAAAGUUCACGUUUCACUUGGCCCCGUCUUUACCAUAUCCCUCGGGUUUUUUUUUCUGCGCAUCUGUCAACGCUAGUUAUAUGACCAGGAGUGCGGUUCCCGGAUAAAAAAAAAUAAAACACAGUAACAGCACUACUUAAAACAUCAAAAAUAUUAUACAGCAUGUAAAUCAAGAAAGAUUCGAGAAAUUGAGCAAAAUAUUGCAAAAACCAUCAUUUAAAUGUUUUGUUAGUGGUAAAAAUGGUAAAACAAAUUAUUUUUGUAUUGUUUACAAAGGUAAUUUGCUUUUUUAUUUACAAUCUGUUGAGUUAUGUUUUUCUUCAAUAAUCUUUACUGGUCUACGAUACACAAAGGUGUAAAAAUGGUGUUAAUAAUUUAAUUCGUAUUUUGUAUAGAAAGGCCCACAAUUGACCAGAUAUUUGUACCGACAGUAGCAAAAGAGGCUUGUCGCCUUCGUCUUUUGAAUCACCACUAGCAUCAUUUGUGUUUGUUGAACUUAUGAUUAAUUUGUUUUCGAAUUGCUUCUAAUACAUAAAAAAAGUUUCAUAGACAGUCGAUUUUCCGUAUUUAAUAUGUCAUAUUGUACAUUAAUAAUUUAUUCCAUUCACUGAAUGCUGCAUUUUUACCCGGGUUGGCAUUGAUGCAUGGAUGAAUAAAUCUGCGAAUACAGGACGAACUUAGUUGCAAGUCAAAAUGGAAAUGAAUGGGGCUCUAUGUGGUAGGAAAACGGUGAACAGAAGCAGAAUGGUUGGCAGGCAGUAGGUACAUGCAUUGAACAUUAAACAUUGAAUUUCAAAUUUGAUGAAUGGCACAGCGGACCACCUCCUCCCAGCAGCCAGCCAAGAGCCAGUCAGUCAAGACAGUGACAGCGCCCCAUAAAUUGUAUACGUACUAAACGAGAGUUAGCAAUGGUCGAAUGAGAGGCAAGCGUGUGUGAGAAAUUGUGUGUAACAAAUAAGCAAAAAAUGUUCGAUGUUUUUUCCAUCCGUGUAGAUAUGUGAGAGCGGAAAAUUUAUUCUUAGUUUUGAUUUUCUUUCGCCUUAGGUAAGAAAAGCAAAAGUGCAACUCAUGACAAAAUCACACAAAACUAACAAACUGUACAGAGCGAAACAAUGAAGGAAAUUUUCUAGAUCUCAAACUAAUGACCCAAACUGAUGUUUUACAAAACGCAAAAACCAGAAUCAAUAGGAGAGCUCAAAGACACACUCAAUAACACAUUAGACUAAAAAAAA